This is a messenger RNA of Thecamonas trahens ATCC 50062, 1724 nucleotides long. Its product is annotated as phosphatidylinositol transfer protein 1. Bases 22 to 1704 code for a protein of 560 amino acids. The record is from RefSeq and is a predicted model, not a curated record. Gene Ontology annotation, cellular component: cytoplasm. The transcript is spliced from 2 exons. Gene Ontology annotation, biological process: phospholipid transport. Gene Ontology annotation, molecular function: phosphatidylcholine binding; phosphatidylcholine intramembrane carrier activity; phosphatidylinositol transfer activity. NCBI's taxonomy places the organism in Eukaryota, Apusomonadida, Apusomonadidae.
GCUCGUUAGCAGCUGCCAGUCAUGGUACUCAUUCGAGAAUUCCGUAUCCCCAUGCCGGUCACGGUCGAUGAGUUCCAGAUCGGACAGCUGUACGCAACGGCCAAGGCGUCGCGGCAGGCGACGGCCGAGGGCAAGAACACCGAUGGCUCUGGAGUGGACGUGCUCGUCAAUCGGCCAUAUGAGGAUGACGAGAUGGGCAAGGGACAGUACACGGAAAAGACGUAUGAGCUUGGUGGCAACGUCCCGUCGUUCCUCCGCAAGAUCAUGCCCAAGACGGCACUGCUGCUGGAGGAGAAGGCGUGGAACGGGUUCCCACACUGUAAGACCAUUCUCUCGUCGCCGUACUUUCAAGAAAAGGUCAAGUUUAUUAUCGAGACGCAGCACCUGCCCGGUGGGCCCGACGCAGACAACGCGCUCGAUCUCCCGCCCGAGCUGCUCGAGAAGCGCGAGGUGGUGUACAUCGACAUUGCCGCCGACGACGAGUUUGUAGACAAGAAGCACUACAAGGAAGAGGAGGAUCCCAAGCUGUUCCUCUCGGAAAUGACCGGGCGCGGACAGCUGACGGCCCCGGAUUGGACCAAGACCACCGAGCCGCUGAUGACAUGCUACAAGCUCGUCACCAUCGAGUUCAACUACUGGGGGCUGCAGGGCAAGGUCGAGCGGUGGGCGCAGGGCUUUGAGCGCAAGCUCUUUACCCGCUUCCACCGGCAGGUCUUCUGCUGGAUUGACGAGUGGUUUGGCUGGGACAUGGUUGACAUCCGCGCGUACGAGGACCAGACAGCGCGCCUGCUGCGAGAGGAGGACAUUUCCAACGACCCGCCGAUUCCACGGCCCAAGCCCGAAAAGAUCGAGGCUGCUGAGGCUGACGCCGCCGCGGCUGGCCGUGGCGACGCCGGUACGCCCGAGAAGAGUCCGCGCCGCUCGCGCCGCUCGCGCCGCGGCGACAAAGGCAAGGAGUCGGUUGAUGAGCUUUCAUCCGACGAGUCCAAGGCCACCGCCAUCCGUAUCCACGCCGCCGACGGCGAUGACGCCGGUUCGCGCGCCUCGGGCCGCUCGCGCCGCAAGCAUCGCCGCCGCUCGCGCCAUGGCGGUGGGGACAACGAGACAGGCUCGCGCGCUUCGCUCGCGGUCACCCGCGUCCGCUCGCAUGGCACCACGCUCUCGGACGCCGGAUCGGACACGUCGGCAUCGGCGCUUUCGCGCCGCUCCGAGGUCUCGUCGCGGGCCUCAUCACGCGCCUCGUCGUGUACCCCGCGCUCGGGCCACCGCUCGCGCCGCAAGCACCGAGCACAUCACGCCCGCUCCCACGCCGACGACAAUGCUGCCGAUGGCACUGCCAAGGCCAAGUCCAAGGCCAAGUCCAAGUCGAGCCGCUCGCGCCGUCGCGAGCCCGAGCUCGACGAGGUCGCCGUGCCGACCGAUGAUCCGCAGGAUGAGUUCUUCACCGCCCAGGAGGGCCCCGGUGCCCUCUCGGCUGGGGCUCGCGAGGCAGGCUACGGCCGUGCCCAUGGUGUUGCCAUCCCGGCGCCGGCGUCGGCGACCACCACCCAUGAAGCCAAGCCCAAGUCCAAGUCCAAGUCCAAGUCCAAGCGCUCAAAGCGGGCAGCAACAAGCGAGGCCAAGAAGUCUGCUGAUGACAAUGACAAGCCCGAUGAUGGCAAGGGGGCUGAGACCGGCGGUUCGUCAUGGUUUUCGUCCGAGUAACAACAGCUAGCAAUCAAACA